CCCUGUUUUUCCCUCUGCAGCAGCCCGGGAAAGCGUUGAAGCUGGCCAGCACAAUGGGAAAAAAGCAGAACAAGAAAAAGGUGGAAGAGGUGCUGGAGGAGGAGGAGGAGGAGUACGUGGUGGAAAAAGUCCUGGAUCGGCGCGUGGUGAAGGGGAAGGUGGAAUAUCUGCUCAAGUGGAAGGGAUUCUCUGACGAGGACAACACCUGGGAGCCCGAGGAGAACCUGGACUGCCCGGAUCUGAUCGCGGAGUUCCUGCAGUCCCAAAAAACCGCCCACGAGAGCGAGAAAUCCGAGGGCAGCAAGCGCAAGGCCGAGUCGGACACGGAGGACAAGGGGGAGGAGAGCAAGCCAAAGAAAAAGAAGGAGGAGUCGGAGAAACCGCGAGGCUUCGCCCGAGGCUUCGAGCCGGAGCGAAUCAUCGGAGCCACGGACUCCAGCGGGGAGCUGAUGUUCCUGAUGAAGUGGAAGAACUCUGACGAGGCCGACCUGGUGCCCGCCAAGGAAGCCAACAUCAAGUGCCCGCAGGUGGUGAUCUCGUUCUACGAGGAGAGGUUGACAUGGCACUCCUACCCCUCAGAGGACGAUGACAAGAAAGAGGACAAGAACUAAACCCUGCUGGCCCCUGCUCCGGGCAGCCUUGGGGGGUUUUUGGUUUUGGGAAAAGGAUCCGAACUUUUGUGGGGUGUGAGCAAAGGAGGGGUUUGGAGGUGCCCUUGGAGGAG
This is a messenger RNA of Ficedula albicollis (Collared flycatcher), 724 nucleotides long. RefSeq names its product chromobox 1 (gene CBX1). The record is from RefSeq and is a predicted model, not a curated record. The transcript is spliced from 4 exons. Gene Ontology annotation, cellular component: pericentric heterochromatin; nucleus. Bases 54 to 611 code for a protein of 185 amino acids. Lineage: Eukaryota; Metazoa; Chordata; Aves; Passeriformes; Muscicapidae. Gene Ontology annotation, molecular function: chromatin binding. Gene Ontology annotation, biological process: negative regulation of transcription by RNA polymerase II; chromatin organization.